AUGAUUUUUGCCAUCGAAGAAAUCAACAGAAAUCACCUCCUGUUGCCAAAUGUCACACUGGGAUUCAGGAUCCACGAUGAUUGUGCGUCAUCCAAGAUUGUGACAAAAGCGGCCUUAGCUCUUGUUAAUGGGCAGGAAACCGGUUUGGGUUAUUCUUGCACAGGACAAUCUAAUGUCAUCGGGAUCGUUGGGACACAAGGAUCCUCUGAGUCUAUUGCAGUAGCAAGAGUUAUUGGUCCUUUUCAAGUUCCGAUGGUCAGUUACUUUUCCACCUGUACGUGUCUCAGCAGCAUUGAAGAAUACCCUACCUUCUUCAGAACGAUACCAAGCGAUUCCCAUCAGUCUAAACUUUUAGCGCAACUUGUUCAGAUGUUUGGAUGGACGUGGAUUGGGACAGUGAGCAGCAACAAUGAUUACGGUCGAUUUGGGAUACAAGCAUUUUUGGAAGCUGUUCAGAAGCUGGGAGUUUGCAUCGCCUACUCGGAGUCCUUCUACAGAACCGACUCUGUAGAAAAAAUUGCCAAAGUUGUAGACACAAUUAAAAAAGGGUCGACAAAGGUUGUGGUGGCACUUGUUUCUCCGGGAGACAUGCUAUUUUUGCUAAAGGAAGUUGUGCGCCAAAAUGUGAGCGACAUACAGUGGCUAGGAAGUGAAGCCUGGGUUACAGCAGAACUCCUCCCUUCAUGGCAAAGUACCAGGUUUCUAGUUGGGACCAUUGGGCCUGCAAUCCCUCGGUUCCACAUAUCAGGACUAAGAGAAUAUCUUCUUAAAGUUCACCCUUCUUUGUUUCCUGACAAUAUUUUAGUCUACGAAUUUUGGGAAACAAUGUUCAAAUGUAUUCUAAGGGAAGACCACUCGAAAACACGGUCAAACACUGAAGCUCCAAUCCAUAGAUGUACAACAAACGAAAAUCUAGAAGAAAAAAGCAGCACAUAUUCAGAUAUAACAUUGGACGGUAGUUCUUACAAUGUAUAUAAAGCUGUCUACGUGUAUGCUCAUGCACUUCAUAACAUGUUGCUGUGCAGCGAAGGCAAAGAACAAAAGAAUAAUAAAACAUGUGCAGACAUUACAAAUUUAAAACGAUGGCAGUUGCUUGAUUUUAUACGUUUGGUAAACUUCACCACGAGGACAGGUGACAGAGUGAACUUUGAUAACAAUGGGGAUCCAGUUGCCACUUAUGAUUUGAUAAACUGGAAAAUUAAUGUCAAUGGCUCUGCUGAGAUUGUGAAAGUGGGUUAUUACAAUGGAGCUGCCCCUUCAGGACAACAACUCACACUGGAUGAGGAACAUGUGAUGUGGAGCAGUGGCAGCAAUAAGGUUCCUCAAGCAGUCUGCAGUGAGAGAUGCCAACCUGGAUCAAGAAAAACCGUGAGGAAGGGACAACCCAUCUGUUGUUUUGACUGCACACAGUGUGCAGACGGUGAAAUCAGCAACACAACAGAUUCUCUCUUCUGCUUAAAGUGCCCGUGGGAAUAUUGGUCAAAUGAGCGGAGGGAUGAAUGCAUACCAAAGAAGAUAGAGUUUCUUACAUUCGACGAGAACAUAGGGAUUGCAUUAACAUCACUGGCCAUAGUAGGAGUGGGUCUCACUGUCGCCAUUGCAGCUGUUUUCUUCCAAUACAAGGACACUCCUAUUGUUAAGUCCAACAAUUCUGAACUGAGUUUCCUCCUCCUGUUUGCAUUAGCACUGUGUUUCCUGUGUUCGCUCACUUUCAUUGGUCAACCUUCGGUUUGGUCUUGCAUGCUACGACGCACUUCAUUUGGGAUCUCCUUUGUCCUGUGCAUUUCUUGUGUUUUGGGGAAAACUAUCAUUGUAUUGAUGGCAUUUAAGACAAAGUUUCCCAAUAAUAAUAGGGUCAAAUUAUUUGGACUCGGGCGACAACGAUUCAGUAUUUUUGCCCUCACAUUUAUUCAGAUUUUGCUGUGUGCUCUCUGGUUAAGUCAAGCAGCGCCUUUUCCAUUGAAAAACGGCAAUUACUACAGAAACAUUAUUAUUUUGGAAUGUGAUGCCGGGUCUACAACAAUAUUCUAUUGUGUGUCAGGAUAUAUUGCCUUGUUGUCCUGUGUAAGCUUUAUUCUAGCGUAUUUAGCCCGAAAACUGCCAGACAAUUUCAAUGAGGCCAAAUAUAUAACCUUUAGCAUGCUGAUCGUCUGUGCUGUUUGGGUAACGUUUAUCCCAGCUUAUGUCAGCUCUCCAGGGAAAUACACUGUGGCUGUGGAGAUGUUCGCAAUUUUAGCAUCCAGCUUUGGUUUAUUGGUUUGCAUUUUUGCUCCGAAAUGUUAUGUGGUUUUAUUGAAACCAGAAUGCAAUACAAAAAAACACAUCAUGGGUAAAGUUCCUUCACCUAAAUCUUAA
Molecule: messenger RNA, 2355 nt
Organism: Callorhinchus milii (elephant shark)
Lineage: Eukaryota; Metazoa; Chordata; Chondrichthyes; Chimaeriformes; Callorhinchidae
Product: extracellular calcium-sensing receptor-like
Exons: 5
Coding region: 1-2355 (784 amino acids)
Biological process (GO): G protein-coupled receptor signaling pathway
Cellular component (GO): membrane
Molecular function (GO): G protein-coupled receptor activity
Source: RefSeq, a predicted model, not a curated record